Molecule: messenger RNA, 1264 nt
Organism: Phalaenopsis equestris
Lineage: Eukaryota; Viridiplantae; Streptophyta; Magnoliopsida; Asparagales; Orchidaceae
Exons: 5
Coding region: 45-1019 (324 amino acids)
Source: RefSeq, a predicted model, not a curated record
UAUCCGUUACCCCCUCUCUCUCUCUCCCUCGACUGAAAUCCCGGAUGGAAUCAGCUGCUUUGCUUAGCCCUUCUUCCGACGAAAGCAUAUGGAUCAGUCUUCGUGAUCGCAUAGACUGUAUUCUAGAUAAUCGGGAGCCGAAUCAAUCCACUUGUGAUGUUGAAUCAAAACUUGGGAGACAGUUUAAGGAAGAUUCUCUUCUCUUGAUCAAAGGAUUGGAUUCUGUUUCUUCCUCUGUUCUCCAGCUAACAGAUGCUUUAUGGGCUGCCCAACAGGGACUCAAUGAUCUAGCAAAGCCAUCUCUUCGAAAGUCACUGAAAAGAGAGAGCCAAAGAACAAGCGAUGAGGAAGACGAACACAGAAAAGCAAAGAAACGCUGUGGUCCUCAUCUUGUCGAGGCUGCGGAGGAUUCGAAGGAAGAAGCCAUUUCUGCUGAUCACAAGGGCGAUCUUGAAGAAAAGCAGAAUUCAAUUGAUGUUACAGAAAGUGUGAAUCUAAAUAAAGCCAAAAAUCUUGCAGUGGCUGUGGUGUCUAAAGCUGCUUCGCUAGCAAAGGAGCUGAAAAUCAUAAGAUCUGAGUUGCACUCCAUGCAAGAAAGAUGUAGUCUGCUUGAAGAAGAGAACAGAAGGUUCCGUGAUAAUUUUGAGAAAGGAUCAAUGCCAGAUGAAGAUGAUAUGGUGAGAGUGGAGCUAGAGGCACAUUUGGCUGAGAAGUCCAGAUUGGCAAAAGAGAAUGGAAACCUUGUCAGGGAGAACCGAUUCCUUCACGAACUUGUUGAGUACUAUCAGCUGAUAUUUGAAAACUCGACAACACCUUUGUACGAGGAAGAGAUUGGCGGAGCGCCGCUAGAGGUCUCGUCCACAGAACAAAAAGCAGUCGGUGAAUCAGAUGAUGUUGAAAACAUUAAUGCUGAUGGUGAACAUCCAGGCUCUUCAAAUAUCACAAUAAAUUCCUCCUCUUCUGUUGAGCUAAGCAAAGAAGUAGAAGAAGAAGGAGAGAACCGGGCAACAGCAGCUUAGCUAGCUUUAACACAUGUUAUGUGCCCCACUAUUCUUGCUUUGUUUCCAUGAAUGAUUUGAAAAAUUCUACUAUGUUAUGUGCUCUAUUAUUCUUGACCAAAAGUUUGUUGAACCAUUUUGUUUGGUGAUUGCUUAAGGCCUUGCUUAGCCUUUUUUUGCUUGGCCAAUAAAAUGUGCUUUUAUCUUUCAAGAUUAGAUCAACUUUUGGCUUGAAUCAUAGACGAUUAGCCUAGUAAUGAGGCAAA